CCGAUAUAGUUAACUACCUGGUUUUCUCGCCGAGCCCAUACACAGCGGAAGACCUUAAAUCCUACAAAGGUUUGGAUGCCUAUAACCAGAUGGUGUGUGGAUGGGUGAGGGAGACGCAGUACCAAGUUAUCAACGACCGUUGUGUUGUGAAGGCCAAAGUACUCCAUUCUCAAUCAAUCCGAGAAACACCCCUCGAACCCUGGAUAAUCGCUGAGAAGUCUGGUCGUAUACUUGGAGCCCACUGCACAUGUAUGGCUGGCCUUGGAGAAACAUGCACACAUGUUGCUGCAUUAUUGUUUCUCAUUGAAGAAACAGUGAAGUUGAGGGACUCAAAGACAGUGACGCAAGAAAAGGCAUAUUGGCUGUUGCCUACUGCACUAUCAAAGGUGGAAUACAGGGAAUGCCAAAAGAUUGACUUCACUGUAACAAAGAGAUCUCAAGUAAAAGAGUUGGCAAGAUGAAUUAUGCUGCUCAUGGACCGUCACUUGAGGAACAAAGUGCUAGUGAUUUUUCUACUAAUAAAGUUAAGAAAACACAACCACCAACCAGUGAUGAACUAUCAUCAUUAUUCAGUGCUCUUAGCACAACUGGAUCUAAGUCUGCUAUUUUGUCCCUUAUUGAACCUUACUCUGACAGUUUUGUCCCCAAAGUGAUUGGAGAAAACUUCCCUCCUGUGUUGACUGAAUUGAGAAAGGAUGAAGCAGUUCACAUGGAUUAUAGUGAUCUAUUGUCUAUGUGCAAAGAUGUUGACAUUUCGGUAUCAGAGGAGCAAGCAAAGGCAGUUGAGGCCGCUACAAGGGAUCAAGCGUCCUCUAAAUUGUGGUUUCGAUUUCGUGCUGGUCGAAUAACAGCAUCAAAAAUGAAAACUGCAUGUUGCACUGAUCCAAAACAACCAUCACAAAGCUUCAUUAAAAGUGUUUGCUAUCCUGAGUCAUACAAAUUCACAUCAAAAGCCACAGAUUGGGGAUGUAAUCAUGAGAAAUUAGCACGUGACAUGUUUAUAGAUGUGCAUAAGGAAGCUCAUGAAAACGUGAAAGUACACGACACCGGUUUCUUCAUAAAUCCAAGUGUGCCAUUCUUGGGUGCUUCUCCCGAUGGUAUUGUUUCUUGUGACUGUUGUGGUGUCAGUGUAAUUGAAGUGAAAUGUCCAUUCUGUGUGAAAAGUGACAAGUUAGAGAGUGUAUCUUACUUGGAGAAGGACAGUGAAGGGAAACUGACACUUAACCGAAACCACCACUAUUUCUACCAGGUGCAAACUCAACUUGGGGUGUGCCAACUGGAAUCAGCAUAUUUUGUUGUUUGGACAGAAAAGGAUUUGCAUGUUGAGCAAAUUUUACUUGAUGAAGAGUUCUGGGGUAUGAUAUGCCAGAAAAGUAAGAACAUUUUCGACACAGCAAUUAUGCCAGAGUUAGUUGGCAAGUUUUACACAAGGCUUUCAUUUCCCAUUGCCACUGUGUCCUCACAACCUGGAAUAUUUGCCUCAGCUGAAUCAGAGGGUUCUGAUUGUGCUGCAAGUGCCAGUGACCAAGGAAAAACCUGGUGUUUAUGUGGCCAGUUUGAGUUUGGAAAGAUGAUUCUAUGUGAUAAUGCAACAUGUAAUAUUAAGUGGUUUCACUACUCGUGCAUUAAUGUUAAGAUUGCACCAAAGGGAAAAUGGUAUUGCCCACAGUGCCAAAAGCUACCCCAGUCUCUGCCAAAAAAAAGGAAAGAAACCUCCAAAUAA
Messenger RNA from Paramisgurnus dabryanus, 1723 nucleotides. RefSeq lists its product as uncharacterized. The record is from RefSeq and is a predicted model, not a curated record. NCBI's taxonomy places the organism in Eukaryota, Metazoa, Chordata, Actinopteri, Cypriniformes, Cobitidae.